CACCUAAUGUAGCCCUUCUCUUGGAUCAAAACAAUGGAUUCCUCCCACCUAUUAUGAAAAGCAAAAACCAGCAUUACACUAAUCCAAUACACGCCCUACAAUAUUAUGACAAACUCAAAAUCUUAUCAUAUAAUUGUUGUUGUCCAUCAAUUUCUCAAGAACUUCACCAACGAUUAUGCAACACUGCAUGUGGUAAAUAUUUUCCUACCCUUAAAUAUUUGGCAAACCACAAGCAGAGUAAACAUUGUUCAAAGCAUGAACGUUUACCUCGACAAAUGACUAAUUAUAACUCUGCCGAAGAUGUAAUGUAUUCGAACCCAAG
Molecule: messenger RNA, 322 nt
Organism: Dentiscutata erythropus
Lineage: Eukaryota; Fungi; Glomeromycota; Glomeromycetes; Diversisporales; Gigasporaceae
Source: the annotation of a GenBank genome assembly